AUGCAAGACCGAUGUUGGUGUGUGGUCGGAGCAGCAGACCAUGGUGAGCUGAAAGUCCAAACAGAUUCCAUUUAUGGUGCAGGUAUCGCCUUGCCACAAGUUGCACGUAGCUGCGACUGGCCGGGGACACUGACGGCGGAUGUGAUUCGAGUCUACUUCUUCUGCCUCGUAAACUUUGCCCUGCAGGCAUUUCUUCUCAGCAUGAUCGGUGAAGAGCAGCAUUUCUGGUACCCAUUCGCCGGCCAGAUGCAUUUGUGCGACUUUGGUGCAUCCAUCCAGGAUUGCCCUCACGGUGCUAACUGCGUGGGCCCUGGUGGAACAUCGCUCUCGUAUCCCAGGCUGUACGACUACGACAUUUGGAGUACAAGAACCUUUCUCAAGCAGAGCCUGCAUGCGCUCUUCCCAAAGUUGACGCUCAGCAUCGAUGGCUCGGUGGACCCUGGUGAGUAUGCAGUGGAAAACUUCAACUGUCGCUGCCUUUGCAUUUUCCUCUUCAUGCUCGCCGUCGUAGAUGAUCUUGAAGACACCAUCAGCUUGUGCAGGACCUUGGCGAUGACACCAACAAACUAUGACAGCUGGAUCACAUAUGACGUUCCGUCUUGGGCCCACAAGGAAGAUGUCAAGAAAUUUACAUCGUCGGAGGAAAGGGAUUUCGUUCGCUACGAAGUGGCAGGCAUGCCUCUGCAUUGGAAAGUGUUUAACGCCUGUUUCAUUCUCUUACCCAAGUCGCUCCUUUGGCUUGGACUAGUUCGUUCUGGCGUCCAUUAUCUGAUGGAGACUGCCGGCAUUGUGGACGUGAUAGUCAAUGCAAUGGCGUUGACCUUCGUGUUGCAGGUGGAUGAGAUUGUGUUCCAGAGGCUAUCCUCGACAGUGACUACACAGAUCAUGUCUGAGAUUGAGUUCAAAGCACUGUACGACAACGAUGAUGUCGAGAAUGAGUCUGACGGCGAAGCACUGUCAUAUUUUAAUGACACGGAGCUCAAAAAAGGUUGGGCGAGCAUUGCUUUCCAGAUCUUCCCGACCAGAUUGUUCAUCAUCGUAGUCUGCCAAGCUAUCUUCCUGUGGGACUACUAUGUCUCAAACUGCAAGAGGCUUGAUGAUGGCAGCUGGGUGUCCAAGGCCAUGUACCUGCCAGUGGACAUGGGCUACCAUCCACUGGAAUUGAUAUUUGGCCUGGAGGUCGAAGAAGACACCAAGCCAUUCUGGACAAUGCCUGGGUGA
Molecule: messenger RNA, 1221 nt
Organism: Symbiodinium pilosum
Lineage: Eukaryota; Dinophyceae; Suessiales; Symbiodiniaceae
Source: the annotation of a GenBank genome assembly